Messenger RNA from Tarenaya hassleriana, 732 nucleotides. RefSeq names its product BAG family molecular chaperone regulator 4. Gene Ontology annotation, molecular function: protein binding. Lineage: Eukaryota; Viridiplantae; Streptophyta; Magnoliopsida; Brassicales; Cleomaceae. The transcript is spliced from 2 exons. Bases 161 to 613 code for a protein of 150 amino acids. The record is from RefSeq and is a predicted model, not a curated record.
AGAUGGAAGUAAAAUAAUGUGGAGACAGAGAGUAUGAAGUUGCACAUGCAAGUAUUUUAUGUGCCUCUCCUCUUGUCUAUUAAUUAUAUAAAGAACUUAAUAUUAGCGGCAUGGUAUUUUGUGUAUCCAAUGCUCAGACAAUCUUAGGAGGGAGAGAGAGAUGAUGAAGUUGAAGCCGAAAAGGUUUGGGAUUAGAUUUGGGCUCGGGAAAAGCCGAAGCAGAAGCAAUAACAGCGACGGACGGAAAGCACAACAGAAGGGAUUCGGUGGCAACAGCAACAUCAGCGAGACAAAAUGGGAGAUAAGGCCAGGUGGAAUGCUUGUCCAGAGGAGACAAGAGAGUGCUGGCGAAGACUUGAUCUCCAUCAGAGUCUCUACAUUUGCUCGCUCUCAUCUUCUCUCCGUCGACGCCACCUCCACUUUUGGAGAGCUGAAGAUGGUGUUGUCGCCGUUGACGGGAUUGGAGCCAAAGGAGCAGAGGCUACUGUUCAGAGGAAGGGAGAGAGAGGAGUGCGAGCAUCUGCACAUGGUUGGCGUUGGUGACCGAGACAAAGUCUUCUUGUUACAACCUCCUCCCCUCGUCCCUCUCGCACCGACUCCCGUUCUUUCUUAAAUUCCAUCUACUUGGUUAGUUUUAUAUAUAUCUUACUCAGCACAAACCUUUUUUAUUUUAAAAUGUGCUCAUUUCAUUUUUUCACUUUGUACAUCAAUUACAAUCUAUACGUAUAUGUA